AGACGGGAGGAGAUGAAAGGGGAGAGAGGAUGUGUGAUGUGUGAGGAAAGAGUUAACAUUGUGUGCACUUCCCUUCUCUUCCCCGUGAAGUGCCGCCGCAGUAGUGACGGAGCACAGGAAGCGCUCACACCGACAGACAGACAGACAUGUGAGCCUUCCCCUCCGGUACCGUCACCGCCUCCGGUGCCGAUGGUUUCUUCUUAUAUUGGACGUCACAGCUAUGUCUGUUUUAGUGGUGGAGCGUUGAAAGCAGUGGAGCAAAUAUCUCCGUGACCCGAGGAAUGAGAGGAUGGAGGCAGAUGUUCACAACAAGAAGACACCCUGGGAGAUCAAUGGGUCUUUGGCCCCAGCUGAGCUCCAGCGCAAUAACAGGUCUGAGAGUCCCACCCCUGGGCUGGUCGAGGGGACGGAGCCAGGAGCCAGGCAGGACAGUGCGAUGUUUGUCCACACGAGAUCAUACGAGGACCUGACAGGAGGGGAAGAGGAAAAGAGGAGACAGGAGAGCGAUGAAACCGAUUCCCCCGGCCAGUCUCAGAUGGAAGAGAUCAGCAAGGAUUUCAGUGAGCUCAGCACCCAGCUGAACAGGGUGGUCAUGGAUGAGGAGAUCAGGGAUGGUGAGGUGGAGGGCACGGUCUCCUGUAGAGACUCUGCGUUGUCCGACAAGGAGGAGGAUGUAACCUCUGAGUCCUGGAGACAGCAUCGCAAGCACGUCUUUGUGUUCAGCGAAGCUGGGAAACCAAUUUACUCCCGUUAUGGCACAGAAGAGGCACUAUCCACCACUAUGGGUGUGAUGGUAGCGUUGGUUUCCGUCAUUGAGGCCGGCAAGAAUGUAAUCAAGUCUAUCCAUGCAGAGGGCUACAAGGUGGUGUUUAUCCGCCGCAGUCCCCUGGUGCUGGUGGCUGUAGCUCGGACCCGUCAGUCUGAGCAGGAAGUGGCCAAGGAGCUGCUGUACAUCUACUACCAGAUCAUUAGCCUCCUGACCCUCACCCAGCUCAACCGCAUUUUUGAGCAGAAAACCAACUACGACCUGCGCCGGCUGCUCUCGGGCUCCGAGAGGAUAACAGACAACCUGCUCAACCUGAUGGACAGAGACCCGAGCUUCUUAAUGUGUGCCGUGCGCUGCCUGCCCCUGUCUGCUUCCCUCCGGGACCUGAUCAGCGGGGCCCUCCAGCAGGCAAAGGACAAAAGCCUGGUCUUUUCCAUCCUCAUUGCCCAAAACCAACUGGUGACCCUGGUGAGGAAGAAGGACCAGUUCCUGCACCCUGUGGAUCUCCAUCUUCUGUUCAACCUCAUCAGCGCCUCCUCCUCCUUCCGGGAGGGUGAGGUCUGGACGCCCAUCUGUCUGCCCAAGUUCAACUCCAACGGUUUCUUUCACACCCACAUCUCCUACUUGGACCAGGCCAGCAGCCUGUGCCUGAUGCUCAUCUCCACCGAAAGCGAGCACUUCUUCACCAUCUCCAACUGCAAAAGGAAGGUUCUGGAACGUUUGAACAAGCGCAACACCUUCCAGACCUUGCUGGAUGGACUGCAGACUCCGUCCUAUUGCGUCUCUCAAGUGGGGAUCUCAGACCUCAGGCACUUCAUCUACAAAUCAAGGAGCUCAGGCUUGUUCACAAGCCCUGAGGUCGAGCACCCCUACGUGACCCAGGAGGAGCAAGAGAGGCUCCUGGAGCUCUACCAGCAUCUGUACAGUCGCAUCCACAACUCCUCACGGCCGCUGAAGUACAUCUACUACGUGGGACAGAGAGAGAACCUCUUGGCCUGGGUGACCAGUGGGUUUGAACUCUACAUGUGCUUCAGUCCGAUGGGAACGAAGACGGGGGCAGUAAAUGCCAUCACUAAGCUGAUGAAAUGGAUCAGGAAGGAGGAAGAGCGACUGUUCAUCCUGAAUCCACUGACCUACUGAUUCCAAGCUCCAACUUCCCAACACUCUGCUGAACAGUUUCCCCCCCCCCUUUCCUACCCCCCACCCCCCGGACUGACCCACGGGAGGCAACAUCUGCACAUGGGAGGAUACAUUUAUAGAAAACACGUAAUAUACACACACUUGCAAUAUACCCAUACAUGCAAUGUACACCACCACAUGUACGUUUGCGCACACAAUACAUGCACACAAUAUACACAGCUGCACAGAAACAUGGCAACAUGCAAUAUACACACUUGCAAUACACACACACAAAAUACAUAUGCACACACGUGCAAUAUACAUGCCACAUGCAAUAUACCCAUGUAAUAUACAUACAAAAUCGCAAUCUACACACAUGCAACACAUACAGAAAAUACACGUGCCCUCAUAUACGCUACAUGCAACAGACACAACCACACAUGCAAUAUAGACACUCAUAUACACACAGACUCACUCAUACAUGCGUAGAGACACACACACUGUUUGUCAUUGAGAUCUGAUAACAAAGGUUGAAACUCCUCUCAUAACUAUUGUUUGGGUGUUUGAUGAUAUUUGCUUAAAUUGGGAAUAUAUGAUUGUAGUGAUUAGUUGUACAGAAUGUAGGAGUGCCUGCACUAAAAUUUGACCAAAUAUCUUAAGUAAGAUGUAACCCUUUUAAUGUCUUUGAAUUGCUUUGAAUAUAAUAAUUGGAGACUCGUAGCAGUGUUAACACACGAUAUUCACCACUGAUGAUUGAUGGGCAGCUACUAUUAUUGUUUGGUCAUCCGGAGGACUGACGCUCGUGGAGAACCAUCAACAUGUAAAGAGUCUCCAAACCAAGCUACUGAGAGUUCCACGUAUCACAACAAUUAGUUCGAUCCGCCUGACCUUAUCCUCUCUCUGUCCUCCCAUCACCACAGAAUCAAGCUAUUUUAAAUGAGUCCAGUGUACGUACAACCCUCCACCUGCCUUCCUGGCUACCCUGUUCCAGUUGUUAAUUACUGUCUUAGAAAAGAAACACUUCCUGGUGUCUGUCCUGAAAUUCCCUUUGCAACUCUCAAUCUAAAUCCUCUUGUUCUUGUGCUCUUGUAUUGUUCCAGGUUCACUGUUUUAAUCCAAUAUAAAAUUUUAUAUACGUCUACAAGUUCCCCUCGGAGUCAUCUUCUCUCAACAUGAACGGAAGUUUCCAAUUAGAGUGUGCACUCUCUCUCCCCGGAGGGGCACAUCCUACUACCCUAAUCCCAGAAGGUUCAGGUACAGAAUUUGUAAGAUCUGGCCUGCAAGAGGUACAGAGCUGACCAGGUCUUAUUCCUUUGCCGAGUGCUGCCCAUUGGUGAGUUCAGCCCAGAACCUUUUGUAGGGCCUAAACAAGGAGGUUAACGGUAGAAUUGCCAGAAUCCAUGUGUGUAUAGACCCAGGGCAUUGCGGCUGAGGUCAGGAGCUUGAUGAUACAGGGGAAAGCACCCCACUCUCGUGCCAAGUGGAGUUUUCAAUACAUUAACAAAUAAUAACAAUCCUUGCAUUUGAUGUAGCGCCUUAUCAUGUCUUCAAGACGUCUCCAAACGCUUCACGGAACAUACUGUAAAGCCAAUUGACUAUAUUUCAUGGGUGAAAUGUGGCCGCCAAUUGCAUAUACAGUUUCCCACAAGUGAGUAACCACAUUUUUUUUGACAUUGGUCACCUAAAUAUUACAUUGCCAGUUCCAAGUAAAUUAUUGCUGUAGUCCACAAUAAGAGAUUUAGAUGGAGAUGUCCUUUGGCCCAUUUGAUCUCAACCUUGUGAAUUAAAUAGACACCAUUGCAUCUUAAUUUAAAAUGAUUGAAGACCCCACACAGCCCAGUCUUAUACCACAUCGAAUCUACUCUGGGAAUUGCUCUAGUAUGACAUUGUUUGAUGGUGCGACUUGGUUUACUGCCUCACCCAAAGCAUAUUUGAUUUCUAAUUAAUGAUAUUUUGUAAAGUGUAGUAUUCCUGAUAUAAUAGUUACUCUUAGAAAAGGCAGCAGAGACAUAUCCACCAUCAGAAGGGCUGUGCAGUCUGUGGUAUUUACACGAAGGAACUUGUGAAGCCUCUAAAUGUUGCACAACUGCAACCCUUUUCGGAUGAAAUAACACUGCAGCUUUCAAAUCAACCGCAUUGUCUAAAUGGGAGGUGGAAUAAAGAUUUGGGAUGAUCAGAUAUUAAGAGAGGAAAGGUGGAGAAACGGGAUUAGAAAUACAAAGAGCGCCCAUUGAGAGUGCUCAAUGCUAACCCUCCUAUUCCUAUCACAGGAGGUUGCUAUGAAUUUAGCAAACACCAACCAUGUGUAAAGUAUCUGAUUACAGUGUUACACUGAACAACCUCCAACAGCCCAUUCACCACCACCAUCGUAAUCAUUAAAAAAUCAGCAGGACCUGUGGAGUACAUUGAAAUGUUCCAGUAUGUAUUACCAAGUGAUGCUCUACACCUUUAGCCCAGUGAGGCUGUAAGGCAGAGCAGUGCAGAAAGCAGCAGAUGGUUCUAAAAAAGUUGGGAAGAUUGCUCUCUACCCUGAAAACUGUUGGGGCUCAAGUUUAUAAACCCUGAUCUGAUCAAUGGGGAUGAACGCGAAGAGUAAGUGUCAUCCAUGAACUGCUUACACUUACUGGGAGGAACACUAAGUGUCAGUAGGAUUUUAAUUGUGUGAAAGUAACUGCUCGUUAUUGUACAUUCCUUUUCCAGCUUCUUAAUGGAUGUGUGGACAGAAUGCUGUAGGACAUGCAGUUCGCCACUAGGCGGAGCUGCUGCCUCUCAUCACUCACCGAGGACACCUGCAGGUCAACCCUGGGUACUGCAGGUGCAGUACUGGUUGUUCACCUGUAGAGGUCCUCGGUGAGUUCUGGCUGCAGUAGCCCCACCUAGUGGUGAAAUCCCGGUCCUGCAGCAUUCCACCUUUCUGUGCUGACAAUAAGCAUGAAGUUUAAAUAUUUUUUUAACAUAUGCUGUACAGUUGAAGUGGAAGAAACUCGCUUUCUGAUUAACGCGAAUGAGAAUAAACUAUAUGUUUCAUUUCA
Molecule: messenger RNA, 4917 nt
Organism: Callorhinchus milii (elephant shark)
Lineage: Eukaryota; Metazoa; Chordata; Chondrichthyes; Chimaeriformes; Callorhinchidae
Gene: mon1a
Product: MON1 secretory trafficking family member A
Exons: 6
Coding region: 290-1906 (538 amino acids)
Biological process (GO): protein targeting to vacuole; vesicle-mediated transport
Source: RefSeq, a predicted model, not a curated record